AUGGACGAAGCAAUAUCACUCGACAUUCGCAAUGCCCUCCGACUAUCCCUCAAAUCGUCCGGUGACCUCGCCCAAGUGUUAGAUGCUCCUCAAGGACGAGGCCCGACGCCGGAGCAUCUUCGUAAGCUCAUCGAAGUCCUGCUAUGGCACCGCCGGUUCAUCGUCACUUAUUACGCCGUCAUAGGAGUUGUUGUUGCGAUAUCAUGUGGCGUCAAAAUAUACAAAAACAUCAAGAGGUGGACUCUACAGCGGCAUGAGGAUGGGGGUGAUACAGUCUCGUCGUCCGGGACGGUAUCAUCGUCCUCUAGCACAUUGAGAGGCACAGUGACACCUCCAACUGGCAAGAAUGACGAUCUCUGCUGCGGUGAAACAACACCUUUGCUCCUUCAGGAUUCCGUCACUAGACCUCGGCGGCCUCUUCUGCUGCACCGGUUGAAGGCGUUUCUUUUGUACCAGCCGCGGCCUAUACGUGCAUUAACAUCUCCAUCCAAUGUUCUCCCGGACAACGGAACGUCCCUGCUGCUCAUAUUCUUCCUUGGAGUCAACCUGUUCUAUUUGUUGUAUCGAUCACCCCUGACCAUAUCCUGGAUCUUUAUCCUAGCUGAUCGAGCCGGCCUCUUAUUCGUUGUCAACUUACCAGUUCUCUAUAUUUUGGCGGCAAAGACGAAUCAGCCCAUCAAACUCAUCACUGGCUGGUCCUACGAAGGAUUGAAUCUCUUCCAUCGACGACUGGGCGAAUGGAUGAUAGUAAUUUCUAUCGUUCAUAUGCUUGGUAUGUUCGUCGUCUGGUACACCAUCUUGCGUCCACUUGACUUCGAUCUUUUUCGAUAUCUGACCGAACCUGUGGUUUUCGUGGGAAUUUCAGCCAUAAUUUCCUAUUUCAUCAUCUACAUAACGAGCGUCGGCUGGUUUCGACAUCUAUAUUACGAGGCUUUCCUUGGUCUGCACAUAUUUUUCCAGGUGGCAGCACUUGCGUUUCUGUUCUUCCACUACCCGACCGCUCGGCCAUACGUCCUGGCGACUCUUUCCAUUUGGGUCAUUGAUAGAUUGGUCUGGAGAAUCUCCUUGUCGAGUCGGAAAUACCUGGCUACAUUAGAAGUGGCUCCAGAUGACCACACUGUUCUCCUCCACUGUGACAUAGACCUUCAGAGAACUUUACUCGGCACAAGAGUUGGGCUGCACCAUGGAUGGCUUCCUGGACAACAUGUCUUUGUUACUAUCCCGUCAAUGGGCUUCAAGUACCGCUUCCAGACACACCCGUUUACUAUUUCCUCUCCGGCUCCAGGGCGGAACGCUGGGGCCAAAUCUUGGCCUCUUCAACUUGUCAUUCGUUCUAUCGAUGGCUUCUCACUGGAUCUGCUGAAAUAUGCUCGCCAUCAUCAACACUGCGAAGUUAUCAUGGACGGACCACACGGUGGCAUCGAGGCCCUCGAGGCUGCUCACGAGGCCGAUCGUGUUUGCUUCGUCGCAGGUGGGAGCGGCAUUGCCGUCACGUAUCCACUUGCCUGGGACGUACGCGUUGAGGGUGUGAUGCAGCCAGAAGCACUAGUGAGCACCCGCACCAUGUACCGAGAAGGAAUAAGGUCUACACAAUCUGUGAUUGACUGUGGUCCUUUGGUCAAGGCUUCCGACUACGCUCAUUUCUGGGUGCGGCAGGACCCGUCCCACGCGAAGUGGAUUUCAGUAUUUCCUAGGGCUAGCAGUGUGAAACAAGAGCCUGCGAUGAAGUCCCACGCCCGAAGUGCCGAAGGAAACCUCGGUCAAGAAGAGGUAGCGAGCAUUGUGACUAGGUCAUUCGACACAAGAGUCCCACUAUCCGAGGGCGGUAGACCAGAUGUCAAAGGUGAAGUUUGGAACUGGGUGACUUCGACGUCCUCCACUAGGUCAUCUUCUUCUACGUUACUUAGGGCCACAGAGACGGACUCUGCGGUCCUUGAAAUUAGGGACUCAGUGUGCAGGACGGCUGGUUCGAAAGGACGAGACAAAAUAUGCAUUAUUGUCUCUGGUCCUGACGGACUCGUCCGAGAUGUCAGGAAUGUUGUGGCUCAACUUGUCCAAGAGGGAUGGGAUAUUUAUGUAUAUGUUGAGAAGUUUGGGUGGUGA
Molecule: messenger RNA, 2103 nt
Organism: Exophiala spinifera
Lineage: Eukaryota; Fungi; Ascomycota; Eurotiomycetes; Chaetothyriales; Herpotrichiellaceae
Exons: 1
Coding region: 1-2103 (700 amino acids)
Biological process (GO): iron ion transport; intracellular iron ion homeostasis; copper ion import
Cellular component (GO): plasma membrane
Molecular function (GO): ferric-chelate reductase activity
Source: RefSeq, a predicted model, not a curated record